AUGGGUUGGGAAAAGAAGAUGGUUUUAUUUCAAAGGAUGUGGAUAAUCUUUGAAAGUGUUUGGUCCAGGGUUAUCUUGUGGAAAGUAGAGGGAUUGGGUGAUGAUGUUUAA
This is a messenger RNA of Sclerotinia sclerotiorum 1980 UF-70, 111 nucleotides long. RefSeq lists its product with no specific name. Lineage: Eukaryota; Fungi; Ascomycota; Leotiomycetes; Helotiales; Sclerotiniaceae. The record is from RefSeq and is a predicted model, not a curated record. The transcript is spliced from 2 exons. Bases 1 to 111 code for a protein of 36 amino acids.